This is a messenger RNA of Teleopsis dalmanni, 942 nucleotides long. Its product is annotated as cyclin-dependent kinase 1-like. NCBI's taxonomy places the organism in Eukaryota, Metazoa, Arthropoda, Insecta, Diptera, Diopsidae. The record is from RefSeq and is a predicted model, not a curated record. The transcript has 3 exons. Gene Ontology annotation, biological process: mitotic G2 DNA damage checkpoint signaling; G2/M transition of mitotic cell cycle; protein phosphorylation. Gene Ontology annotation, cellular component: nucleus. Bases 42 to 932 code for a protein of 296 amino acids. Gene Ontology annotation, molecular function: ATP binding; cyclin-dependent protein serine/threonine kinase activity; RNA polymerase II CTD heptapeptide repeat kinase activity.
UUUAACUUUGUUAUAUUGGCGGGUGUAGAUAAUUUCAAAACAUGGAAAAUUAUCAAAAAAUUGAAAAAAUAGGUGAGGGCACGUAUGGUGUGGUAUAUAAAGGCAAAAAUUUGUCGACAGGACAAUUAGUUGCAAUGAAAAAAAUCAGACUUGCAUCAGACAAUGAAGGUGUUCCCUCGACUGCUAUAAGAGAAAUAUCGUUACUUAAGGAGCUUGUGCAUCCAAACAUUGUUUGCUUAAAAGAUGUUAUAAUGGAAGAAAAUCGCCUUUAUUUAAUAUUUGAGUACUUAUCAAUGGACUUCAGGAAAUACUUGGAUUGCUUUGCACCAGAAAUGUAUAUUGAUAAAGAACUUGUGCGUAACUUCUUAUUUCAAAUCACUAGUGCUAUCUUGUUCUGUCACCAACGUCGUGUGCUUCAUCGCGAUUUGAAACCACAAAAUUUGCUAGUGGAUAAGAGGGGAGUUAUAAAGGUGGCUGAUUUUGGAUUAGGACGUUCGUUGGGUGUUCCGGUGCGCAUAUAUACUCAUGAAAUUGUGACAUUAUGGUACAGAUCCCCUGAGAUCCUAUUGGGAUCUCCACGUUAUGCUUGUCCAGUGGACAUAUGGUCAAUUGGUUGUAUAUUUGCGGAGAUGGCAUCAAGAAAACCACUAUUUCAAGGAGAUUCGGAAAUUGAUCAGCUUUUCCGUAUAUUCAGAGCUUUAAAAACGCCGACUGAGCAAUUAUGGCCUGGUGUAUCGUCGCUUCCAAAUUACAAAACGACGUUUCCACGUUGGUCAACAUUUCAACUAAAAAAACAAUUGAAGAACAUAAAUGAAAAAGGAUUUGAUUUAAUCAAAAAAAUGCUAAUUUAUGAUCCAGCUCGCCGUAUUUCGGCGAGAGAAAUUUUAAGUCAUCCAUAUUUUGAUGGCUUUAAAAAAUUGACAUCUGAAUAGUUAAAAUAGA